Lepisosteus oculatus (spotted gar) is the source of this 1706-nucleotide messenger RNA. NCBI's taxonomy places the organism in Eukaryota, Metazoa, Chordata, Actinopteri, Semionotiformes, Lepisosteidae. The record is from RefSeq and is a predicted model, not a curated record.
GCCUCGGGCGGGGGCGGCGUGCGCAGUGACGCAGGGCUGGGUUUCCAUUUUCGCAGCGAGUUUCGGGGGAACAACAACAUGGAGCCGGACAUGGAGGACAAGAGCCUGGAGCUGAUGUGCUCAGUGCCCCGCUCUCUCUGGUUGAGUUGCUCCUCGGUGGCAGAGAGUUUGUGUGCACUGAGGUGCCUGCGGAGCAUGCCCAGUGUCCCGGGUCUCCAGAACACCUCUGUGAUGGAGUCUCAGAAUGAAGACCUUUCCCCAAAGAAGACGACCGUGUUCAAGAUUAGUAACGGGCCAGUGAUGGGUUCCAGGAAGCGCCCCUCCGAGGGGAACUAUGAGAAGGAGAAGGACGUGUGCAUCCAGCUGUUUGACCAGUGGUCCGAGGCCGACCAGGUUGAGUUCGUCGAGCACCUAAUCUCCCGCAUGUGUCACUACCAGCACGGGCACAUCAACUCCUACCUCAAGCCCAUGUUACAGAGGGACUUCAUCACUGCGCUGCCCGCCCAGGGUCUGGACCACAUAGCGGAGAACAUCCUGUCGUUCCUGGAUGCCCGGUCGCUGUGUGCGGCCGAGCUGGUGUGUAAGGAGUGGCAGCGAGUCAUCUCGGAGGGCAUGCUGUGGAAGAAGCUGAUCGAGCGCAUGGUCAGGACAGACCCCCUCUGGAAGGGGCUCUCCGAGAGGCACCAGUGGGAGAAGUAUCUUUUUAAAAAUCGCACAACAGAAGUCCCGCCGAACUCUUACUACCGCUCCUUGUACCCCAAAAUCAUACAGGACAUUGAGACCAUCGAGGCGAACUGGCGGUGCGGCCGGCACAACCUGCAGCGCAUCCAGUGCCGGUCGGAGAACAGCAAGGGGGUUUACUGUCUGCAGUACGACGACGACAAGAUCAUUAGCGGCCUGAGGGACAACUCCAUCAAGGUCAGAGGGCAGGAGGGAGGAGAGGAAUGGGACCGGAGGGGAGGAGGGGGGAAGAUCAAAGUGUGGGAUCUGCAAGCGGCCCUGGACCCCCGUGCCCCAGCCAGCACCCUGUGUCUGCGCACGCUGGUGUCUCUCCUCAUCAGCGUGUGGGACGUGAAUUCGGGGGAGGUGUUGAACACCCUGAUCCACCACAACGAGGCGGUGCUGCACCUGCGCUUCAGUAACGGGCUGAUGGUGACCUGCUCCAAGGACCGCUCCAUCGCCGUGUGGGACAUGGCCUCUCCCACCGACAUCAGCCUGCGCCGCGUGCUGGUGGGCCACCGCGCCGCCGUCAACGUGGUGGACUUCGACGACAAGUACAUCGUGUCUGCUUCGGGGGACAGGACCAUCAAGGUGUGGAGCACCAGCACGUGUGAGUUUGUGCGCACUCUGAACGGACACAAGCGAGGCAUCGCGUGCUUGCAGUACCGUGACCGGCUGGUGGUCAGCGGCUCCUCGGACAACACCAUCCGGCUGUGGGAUAUCGAGUGUGGGGCCUGUCUUCGGGUACUGGAGGGCCAUGAAGAGCUGGUUCGCUGUAUUCGCUUCGACAACAAGAGGAUCGUCAGCGGAGCCUACGACGGGUGAGCAUCGCACACACGCACACACACCACCUCCUGACGCACACACACACACCGCCUCCUGAGGCUGACGGCCCGCAGGCUCUGACCACACACACACACAGCGCCUCCUGAGGCUGAUGCACCGCAGGCUCUGACCCCCGACAGCACAUUUGCUGGCUCCCUGGU